ACUGCAACCUUCUUUAUGAUGGUCCUCAUCUACACAUUGAGAGUAUUGGUUGUCAGUUCUAAGCACAUGCUUUAUGCCAUUGAAGACAUAUCUACCUUCGCUGUGCGUACCAGACACUUUGCAUUUGGAACAGGGCCGGCUGGAUGUAUGGCCACGGUGGUUGAGGAUAAAAGCUCUUGCUGGUGCAUCAGCAAUAAAGCAUCUUAAUUUUAUUGGUACCUUAGUACCAUCAAGAUCUACACCACCGUUGGAAAGCAUAUGGGUUAUGUUCAUGAUGAACAUAUUGAAAAGCCUAUUAGGAUCACUAGGCUUUUGCAUUCCUCUAUAAAUGCCGACAACUAUUGGCCUUGCAUCAGCUUCGACAUCAAAAUGAAUAUACCCCCCGGUUCUACAACAUAUGUAGGAACACGAGUCCGUGGAGUACCCAGGACAGUCCUAAUAUCCUUCGGGAGGUUGGUAAAGCAGGUAUGGGUCCGAAGAAGGUUUCAGGAACCGCUUCAGAACUACAGAAUACUGAAGAAGACAAAGAAGAAGAAGAAGAAGAAGAAGAAGAAGAAGAAGAAGAGGAAUAAGAACUGUCAUCCAUAUCUACACCAUGGGCGGCAUCAAUACCAUUUGCGUAAUCUGUGGAGAAUGAAGGAACAUCCGCCAGAUUAACAGGGGCAUUGAUCUCUUGAAUACAAGAAGAAGAAGGAGAAGCCAACGAAGGGACAACACUAUUGGACCCUACCUCAUUCCUUAUGUUGCGUCUCUGUCUGGUCGAUGAUAUUUUAAAUAUCGGUUUCCUCGAUACUGAUAACUUAAAAUUAAAGGAACUCAUAAUUAAAAUUACUAAUGAAAUGAAAUGUAUGUUA
Messenger RNA from Osmia lignaria (orchard mason bee), 854 nucleotides. The record is from RefSeq and is a predicted model, not a curated record. NCBI's taxonomy places the organism in Eukaryota, Metazoa, Arthropoda, Insecta, Hymenoptera, Megachilidae.